Messenger RNA from Polistes dominula (European paper wasp), 680 nucleotides. It is a transcript of the gene Pomp, whose product is annotated as proteasome maturation protein. Gene Ontology annotation, cellular component: nucleus; cytoplasm. Gene Ontology annotation, biological process: proteasome assembly. The record is from RefSeq and is a predicted model, not a curated record. NCBI's taxonomy places the organism in Eukaryota, Metazoa, Arthropoda, Insecta, Hymenoptera, Vespidae.
GAUUGGUCACGAGAAAGGUUAUGAAUUUGUGUGAAAGAGUUACUUUGUAAAGUGACUUUCAGUUUUUAAAUAAAAAGUGUUCAUUUGUGAAUUAAAAAAUGAGUUUUGGAUUACCACCAUUAAAAGCUAAGCCUGAAGUGGCUGAACAAUUUAAUAUUAAAGAAGAUAUAUAUGGCAUUCCAAAUCCUAUGAUUUCUGGAUUGUCAGGAACUAGACAAAAAAUUGGUUAUUCGCAUCCUUUAGAAGCUUCAGUAUUAAAUCAUAAGAAAAACGAAGAACGUAUGAACAUGGUCUUAUUACGUAAUUCUCAAGGAUUACAUGCACCAUUGCGUCUUGCAAUGGAAUUAAAAGCGGCUGGAAAAAUUGGAAGACUUCCCUUUUUACCAUCGUCAAAUAUCAUGAGGGAUGUUAUUCUUGGUAGAGACGAAGAAAUUGGUUUUGAGGAUAUAUUGAAUACACCUGAGUUCAGAGAACAAAUGGGACAACCUCAUGCUGUAAUAGAAAAAAGUCUUGGAAUUCUUUAAGAGGGAGGUACGAUUAUCACUAAUAGAAUGUAUUAUUUUUUUUUUUGUAUACAAAGAAUACUUGUGAUGCGCAAUUUAAAUUUGAAAACUAAAUAUUGUGACCUGUAUCAUUAAUUAAAUUAACUGUUAACUUAAAUAACAGUUAACUUAAAUGAA